Messenger RNA from Phyllotreta striolata, 789 nucleotides. The record is from the annotation of a GenBank genome assembly. Lineage: Eukaryota; Metazoa; Arthropoda; Insecta; Coleoptera; Chrysomelidae.
GAAGCAUUGCAAAAUGAUGUAUACGAAAUUUUAAAAUUUACAAUAACACAACAUUUCAAUAUUUUCAGGCACCUUGAAAAUUUUAUAAACAAGCAUAAAAUAGCAAUGGUUUUAUCAAGUACUUCUGUAAUAAUUGCGAUAGGAAGUUCAUCUUAUUUUAUUUAUGCUAAAAUUCAUCCGGAUAUCAAUAUUUCAAUGAUCAUUUAUAUGGGAACAUCUGUUAUUUUUGCUCUGAUUUUCCUAAACUACAGUCAACUAUUAAUAAAUGAUUGCGAUGAUUUCUACAUGGCACUUUGCGAAUGUCCAUGGAUUUACUGGAAUAAAAAAAAUCGACAAAUAUACCAUUUGAUGUUAGUUUUAUUAAAGAAGCCUAUGUACCUCUCGGUGACCGGCCAAGUUUUCAAUCGUGUUUAUUUGAUAACACUUCUUAGGUUUGGCUAUAGUAUGUUUGCAUUUGCACGAGGUUUAACCAGCAAACAAAAGUAAAAGGGAACACCUGCUCUAUAACUAUCCACUAUGUUUUUCUUUAUUAGUCGUUAUUAAAAUUAUAAUCACAAACUUUUACGUAUGUAUAAAUUGUUAAAAUUAGAAACAAAAUAAUAGGAAUUAAUAGUUAUUCCUAAUAAUAGCCACUAUUGAGACACUGCAGAAGAUCCUGCCUACAUUUAUUUAACUUUUAGUUGAUAAUUAAGCUAUACAUUAAAGGACGUAAUAAAUGCAUAAAUUAUGUCAAAAAUAAAUAGAUAGAUGCAUAAAUAUUUACUUGUAAUCAAUAUAAUUCAGUUGUUU